Messenger RNA from Pipistrellus kuhlii (Kuhl's pipistrelle), 2488 nucleotides. RefSeq names its product angiopoietin like 1 (gene ANGPTL1). Lineage: Eukaryota; Metazoa; Chordata; Mammalia; Chiroptera; Vespertilionidae. The record is from RefSeq and is a predicted model, not a curated record. Bases 409 to 1881 code for a protein of 490 amino acids. The transcript has 5 exons. Gene Ontology annotation, biological process: cell surface receptor protein tyrosine kinase signaling pathway.
GGGCUGAACUUGAGUCUGCUGAGAAAGAGGGAAUCACUAUUCGAGGGCACUGUGUAUGCAGUCUGGUCAGCUGCAGCUGGUUACAGCGUUUCUCCAUGUGGCAGACAGAGCAAAGCCACACGCUUUCUCUGCUGGAUUAAAGACAGCCCGCAGACCAGAACUUCCACUCCACUACUUAAAAUGACAUAGGUGGCUUGUCAAAUUCAAUUGAUUAGUGUGGUAAGAAGAAAAAGAAGCUCCUUAUUACAGCCUGGACUCAGCGGCCCAAAACAAAGAUGCAGUUGCCAUUAAAGUCACAGAUGAACAAACUCCUACACUGAUUUUUAAAAGCAAGAAUAAGAGCGGCAAGUUUCUGGCUUUUCUUUACCAACAGAUGCAAAAGAAGACGUUACCCAAACUCAUUUCAAAAUGAAGGCUUUUAUCUGGACCCUAAGUGUGCUCCUCUUCCUGUUAAUGGGCACCGAACACUGCAGAGGAGAAUUCAAAAUAAAAAAGAUAACCCAGAGGAGGUAUCCCCGGGCCACCGACAGUAAAGAGGAGGUCAAGAAGUGUGCGUACACGUUCCUGGUCCCCGAACAGAAAAUAACAGGGCCGAUCUGUGUCAACACCAAAGGGCAAGAUGCAGGCGCCAUUAAAGACAUGAUCACCAGGAUGGACCUGGAGAACCUGAAGGACGUGCUGUCCAAGCAGAAGCGGGAGAUAGACGUGCUGCAGCUGGUGGUGGACGUGGACGGAAACAUCGUGAACGAGGUCAAGCUGCUGAGGAAGGAGAGCCGGAACAUGAACUCGCGGGUUACCCAGCUCUACAUGCAGCUGCUGCACGAGAUCAUCCGGAAGAGGGACAACUCACUCGAACUUUCCCAGCUGGAAAACAAAAUCCUCAACAUCACCACAGAAAUGCUGAGGAUGGCAACAAGGUACCGGGAGCUGGAGGUGAAAUAUGCUUCCUUGACUGAUCUUGUCAAUAACCAGUCUGUGAUGAUCACUCUGUUGGAAGAACAGUGCCUGCGGAUCUUUUCCCGACAAGAGCCCCAUGGGUCCCCCCCUCUCGUCCAGGUGGUGCCGCGGCACAUUCCCAGCAGUCACCAGUACACGCCUGGGCUGCUGGCAGGUAACGAGAUACAGAGGGAUCCGGGCGAUCCCCGAGAUCUAAUGCCACCCCCUGAUCUGCCGACUUCUCCCACCAAAAGCCCUUUCAAGGUACCACCAGUAACUUUCAUCAAUGAAGGACCAUUCAAAGAUUGCCAGCAUGCAAAAGAGGCUGGCUACUCAGUCAGUGGAAUUUAUAUGAUUAAACCUGAAAACAGCAAUGGACCAGUGCAGUUAUGGUGUGAGAACAGUUUGGACCCUGGGGGCUGGACUGUUAUUCAGAAGAGGACAGAUGGCUCUGUCAACUUCUUCAGAAACUGGGACAAUUAUAAGAAAGGGUUUGGAAACAUUGACGGAGAAUACUGGCUUGGAUUGGAAAAUAUUUAUAUGCUUAGCAACCAAGAUAAUUACAAGUUGCUGAUUGAAUUGGAAGACUGGAGUGAUAAAAAAGUCUACGCAGAAUACAGCAGCUUUCGCCUGGAACCUGAAAGUGAAUUCUACAGACUGCGCCUGGGGACUUACCAGGGAAAUGCAGGGGACUCUAUGAUGUGGCACAAUGGCAAACAAUUCACCACACUGGACAGAGAUAAGGAUAUGUAUGCAGGAAACUGUGCGCACUUCCAUAAAGGAGGCUGGUGGUACAACGCCUGUGCGCAUUCUAACCUGAACGGAGUGUGGUACCGAGGAGGCCACUACAGAAGCAAGUACCAAGACGGAAUCUUUUGGGCCGAAUACCGAGGCGGGUCAUACUCCUUGAGAGCAGUUCAGAUGAUGAUCAAGCCUAUUGACUAAAGGGAGACCAGACCGUCUACAACUUAAAUAGAACUGUAUUUUUCAGUCCCUGAAAAUGUAAAUUUUACAUGUAUAUGAUUUUGCACAAUCCAUUUCUACAGAUAUAAUUUUUUAAACAAAUUUUACCGUACCUAUAAAAGAGAAUUUAUGAAUAUGGUUUCAUUUUCCCUCAAUAUACAGCAGAAUAUUAUUAGUUGCCAUAAUCUUAGUUACUUUAAAAAUUACAAUGACUAAAUAUGGGCAAACCUUGGUUUUUGCAAUGUAAAUAUUUGCCACAAAGUAAAACAAACAUCAGCUUUACUUUAAAUCAAAAUUGAAUACAUGUUCGACAUCUUUACCAAUUUAUUUAAAAACUCUGAGAUUUUUCUUCCUAUGAAAAAUUAUUUUUAAAGAUUUCAGUCAAGUCAUACAUUUUAUUUAUAAAAAGACAGGAAAUUAGAGAAAACUCUAGUUUUGCCAAUAAAAAUAUGUUUUGCAUUAAAUAAAAGUUAUUUCAAAUGGAAUCUGUGCCUUUCACAUGAAAUAAUUAAAUCUAAAUUCAUAACAGUAUUAUUUUAUGCAAAUUUCCCAGAAGAAUUAAGUGACCCACAGUAUUAAAAUGUUAUUU